Messenger RNA from Penicillium salamii, 1152 nucleotides. NCBI's taxonomy places the organism in Eukaryota, Fungi, Ascomycota, Eurotiomycetes, Eurotiales, Aspergillaceae. The record is from the annotation of a GenBank genome assembly.
AUGGCGCUUGUAGCUUAUUCCGACUCUGAGGGCUCAGACGCCGAGCCAGAAACGACACCCGUGCCCUCCAUCGAUCAGAAGAAGUCUGAUUCUAAGAAAUUCCAGGCCGAUCACACCACGGGCAAGAUUCGCGUGGCACUCCCAGAGAUCAAACCAGAGCCUUCACCCCAAGAUGCUGGAGAUGGCUCACGCAAGAAGCCUCGCAUAGGCGGAGGUCUAUCAGGCUUUAAUUCUUUCCUUCCAGCCCCGAAACGAGCCGCCGAGAAGAAAGCGCCAGUGGCGACAGCGCGCAAAGCCUUCGGGCUGAAAACUGGAGCCGGCCCUGGAUUCGAUCGCGGUGCGGAUGCGGAGAUGAAAAAUGACUUCGCAUUCGACAGUUUGGCUGGAAAGACCGAAGAGAAACCGGAGGCUAGCACGACACUCAACACUCCAGCAGAUGCGCCGGCGACGAUGAAGAAACAGGAGGACGUCAAAUUACAGGGAAAUCCAAUGAUGUUUCGACCUCUCUCUGUGGGACGGCCGCAGAAGAAGAGGAAGAUCAACAAAAUGGCAGAGCAACCCACUCCAGGGCCAGCAGCACCGAAGGCGGAACCGCUGCCUCAACAUGUUAAACAAGCCCCGGCCCCAACAACUAAACCAAAAGUCAGCCUCUUCUCUCUAUCCUCGGAGGACUCGGCCCGACCAGAGGUAGCAUCCGCGCCGUCAACGACAUAUCAGCCAUUGGUAUACAACGCACAAGGCGAGGGCGAGGGUGAAGCAUUGGUAGACCCAGCACUGGCCGAAUCUGCAUAUGUCGCACCUACCCCGGCAACAGCAACCGUCUCAUCGAAACCUGGAUCAUCCCUGGACUCAAUCGCCAACGACCUCAAUCUGUCCAAGUCCGAGCGACGACAAUUAUUUGGCCGGAAUGCCAUGUCCUCACAGUCCCAUGUGCGCACUUUCAACACAGACGAAGAGUAUGCCUCGAACCAGGUUCUUGCUCAGGGAGAGCUGGCUGCUGCUGCGCACAACCCUGUGCGCUCUAUCGCACCAGGCAAGCAUACGCUCCAACAGCUUGUCAAUGCGGCAAGCUCACAGAAGGAGGCAUUGGAGGAGAGCUUUGCGUCUGGAAGGAGAAACAAAAAAGAAGCUGGAUCGAAGUAUGGAUGGUAG